CAAAUAAAAAAGCUUUCAAUCUUAGCUUAAUCGGCUACCAGUCUUCUUCUUUAUACAUAUUAUCCAAUCAAAACUUAAAAACAUCAUCAUGGUUGCAAUUACUUACGAUCAUGAGGUCAUUUCCUCAAUCCCACCAGCAAGGCUCUUCAAUGCCUUCAUUGUUAAUGGCGAUGAACUAAUUCCAAAAGUCUUGCCUCAAGCUAUUAAGAGCGUCGAGAUUCUUGAAGGAGACGGUGGAGCUGGUUCCAUUAAGGUUACUACUUUUGGCGAAGGAAGCCAAUUCAAGAGUGUGAAGCAACAGGUGGAGGCACUCGACAAGGAGAAUUAUGUGUACAAAUACAGUGUGAUUGAAGGAGAUGCCUUGCAAGAUGUGGUUGAGAAAGUUUCAUAUGAGGUUCAAAUCCUACCAUCUUCUGGUGAUGGAGGAUCAAUCUGCAAGACCAAGAGCACAUAUCACACUAAGGGAGAUGCACAAAUUAGUGAAGAUGAUAUUAAGGCCGGCAAAGAAAAGGCUGGCUUUCUCUUCAAGGCUGUUGAAGCUUACCUCAUUGCCCACCCUGAUCUCUACUAAUAAUGAUGCCAAUUAUCAGCCAAAAAAUUAAGGAGGGCAAAUACCAAAUAGAGCACAAGAAAAGACUUAAAAUCUUCCCUUUUUAUUGCUUCCAUGUGUGAAAGUGUGAUGGAUGUAUAUCAAUUUGAAACCAUUGUGUGUGUUUUGUUUCUUUCUUUCCAAGGCACAUGCGUGUAUUACCUUUGGUCUCAUAUAAUAAGCACCACCAGACUCUAAUGGUGAUGAGAUAUAAUUUGCUUCUGUUAUGAUUUGGGUUUUCGGAUGAACCAAGAGAAAUAUUAUUUUGUGUGUUCUUUAUUUCUUUUUCUUAACGAAAUGAUGCGGUAUUAGUUAUUUAGUACUCUCUCCG
Messenger RNA from Oldenlandia corymbosa var. corymbosa, 920 nucleotides. Lineage: Eukaryota; Viridiplantae; Streptophyta; Magnoliopsida; Gentianales; Rubiaceae. The record is from the annotation of a GenBank genome assembly.